CCUCUCGGUUGCGUCACAUAUUUGCAGUAGUUGACCGAACUAUAAGUUCACUGAGCCGGACUACGCUCGAGCUAUUCACAUCAAAGCAACCGCAUCCUUACUACAUUCGUCAAGUUCGGGCCUCUAUAUUGCACUUGGCAUCAGAUCAACUUUUUUCGCGCCACCACCAUGAAUGAACUCGCCCGACAAUGGUUGAGUGGGCUUUCCAUCUCUUCAGACUAUGAUUUUGUUGGCUACAGAAACUGGGGCUUUACCAUUUACCGCACCGGAUACGGACCUUCCUCCGACCAGCAAUGGCAGCGACUUCUCGAAACCAUCCAGACUAGUGCGCACGACGAAGCAAGAAGCUUAACCGAUUCUAUUGAAGAAGAAGAAGAAGAUCCUAAAUUUCAGGAAUUGUGGUCGCUUUUCCGUCUCGAUGCACGCUCAGACCCUGCCCUAGCUGGCCUCGACAUAGAUCAACUUCGCCAGUUGUAUAACAGUAGCAGUGGCGAGGGUAGCCAACCAAUGAACGCAGACUUCAACUUGCACCGAAUAUUCCUUUUCGCCGACGACGAGGUUCUGUCAGACCCUGCCGCUUCUAUUGUUAAAUGUGUGGAUGCCGACUACCGUGCAGAGGACUAUAAUUCGUGGAACCCAAGGGUGGGUGGACAACGUUACUUUGGCUGGAUGCGAAUGGAGCCUAGAAGCGUAGCAUAUCUCUGGGACGAAUUGGGUCAAUACGAAAUGAGUGAUAUUGCACCUCCGACUAUUGGGGGAAGUCACUUGGUGACCUGGAAAGGACAGUUGUAACGCGAACGAGCACGAGAGUCUUGAUCCUUCACAAACGAAGCAUUUCAGGUCUAAAGCUACUUCAGUUGAACACUGUCGUCAUGUAGAUCUUGCUAAUCUUUUCUCUAUCGCUACAAUCUAGAGAAGUAUGGAUCACUUCAGUGAUGCU
This is a messenger RNA of Alternaria alternata, 940 nucleotides long. RefSeq lists its product as hypothetical. Bases 169 to 792 code for a protein of 207 amino acids. The transcript has a single exon. NCBI's taxonomy places the organism in Eukaryota, Fungi, Ascomycota, Dothideomycetes, Pleosporales, Pleosporaceae. The record is from RefSeq and is a predicted model, not a curated record.